AAAGCAACGGAUCCCAGCAGAUCCAAGGAACCUAUCAUGGGCAGAUAAUGCUGCACGAUUCGGCCAGGCCUACCUCUCCAAGAUGGGAUGGGAUCCGUCCAAGGGCCUCGGGGCGUCUGGGGACGGGAUGAAGUCGCAUUUGAAGGUGACGCACAAGUUGGACAUGCUGGGUAUUGGGGCGGCGCAUCAGAAAGACCCCCAUGGGAUUGCGUGGAAGCAGAAUAAGGAUUUUGAGAAUUUGUUGAGGAGGUUGAAUGAGAAUGCGGGUAAGGAGGAAGAGGGGAAGGAGGGGAAGGGGGAAGUGUUGGAGGAUGAGCGGGACGGGCAGGGUGAGGGUGGUAGUUCUAAAGUGGACGAGGAGGGGCAGGUCGACGAGGAUAAAGUGGUAGUGAGAAAAGAGAUAAGGAAGUGAAGAAGAC
Serpula lacrymans var. lacrymans S7.9 is the source of this 419-nucleotide messenger RNA. RefSeq lists its product as uncharacterized. The transcript is spliced from 3 exons. The record is from RefSeq and is a predicted model, not a curated record. NCBI's taxonomy places the organism in Eukaryota, Fungi, Basidiomycota, Agaricomycetes, Boletales, Serpulaceae. Bases 83 to 412 code for a protein of 109 amino acids. Gene Ontology annotation, molecular function: nucleic acid binding.